Molecule: messenger RNA, 1050 nt
Organism: Colletotrichum paranaense
Lineage: Eukaryota; Fungi; Ascomycota; Sordariomycetes; Glomerellales; Glomerellaceae
Exons: 8
Coding region: 1-1050 (349 amino acids)
Source: RefSeq, a predicted model, not a curated record
AUGGCAGACUCAACUCCCAAAGCAACGGCAAGCCCGCCAACAGGCUCUCCCAAGUCAGCAAAGUCCCCGAAGUCGCCAAAAACACCGCCAAAGUCGGCUGCUACUCCCGCCGGGCCAGCGUCCGCGACUAGCCCAGCAGCAGCAGCAAUAUCAGCAGCCACUUCAGCAGCCACUCCAGCAUCGGUCACGGGCACGGGAGCGACGCCAGCCCCCCAGUCUCCUCCCGAAGAUGCCGAGACCCCGGCCACAAUUGAGAUUGACGAUGGAACAACUGACGAUGCGUCAACCAUUGAUGACAGAAUUUCCUCGUACACUGCCUCACUGUCAUCUUCUGUUCUUGAUUAUCCUACCGAGUACGGCCGACGUUAUCAUGCCUUCCGAUCUGGCGCCUACGUAUUCCCGAAUGAUGAGAUCCUUGGAAAUGACCUGAGCGCUAUUCAGCCAGCGUGGGUUCCACCUAACGUCAAGUUCGAGAUCGACGAUGUCGAAAGCGAAUGGAUCGGGGAGGACAAGUACGAUUUCAUUUUUAGUCGUUACAUGGCUGGCGCCUUGGCAGAUUGGCCAACAUACGUGAGGCGAGUCCAUGAGAACUUGAACCCUGGAGGCUGGGCCGAAUUUCAGGACUGGGAUUAUAUGCUUUAUUCGGAUGAUGGAACAACUGAAGGCACCGAACUGCUUCGCUGGAUGGGCUAUUUCAUGGAGGCUUGCGAGGUCCUGGGCCGUGAUGGACAGGUCGGGCCGAAGUUGGAGACGCUGGUAAGGGAGAACACCGGCCUGAUCAACAUCGUCCAUAAGCCUUUUAGAAUUCCCGUUGGACCUUGGGCGAAGGACCCUCACCUGAAGGAUAUCGGGAUGUGUAAUCUCAUUCAAAUGUUGGAUGGUUUGGAAGCCUUCACCCUAAGACUCCUCUGUGGCGUCCUCGGCUGGACUAAGGAGGAGGUUCUAGUAUUACUCACAGGAGUGCGCACCGAGCUGAGAACUGGAAAAGCCCAUGCUUGGCUGCACUACAAUGUUGUGUACGGCCAAAAGCCAGAGACAGAAGAAGAAUAG